Molecule: messenger RNA, 2832 nt
Organism: Hansenula anomala
Lineage: Eukaryota; Fungi; Ascomycota; Saccharomycetes; Phaffomycetales; Wickerhamomycetaceae
Product: Zn(II)2Cys6 transcription factor
Exons: 2
Coding region: 1-2832 (943 amino acids)
Cellular component (GO): nucleus
Molecular function (GO): DNA-binding transcription factor activity, RNA polymerase II-specific; zinc ion binding
Source: RefSeq, a predicted model, not a curated record
AUGUCCUCCAUUGCUCACAUGCUGGCACACAACGCCGACCACGCUGCUUCUUCCAACAACAACAACAACAACUCCUCUAUUACUGCUACCAACAACUCUGAGGAGAACAACACCCACCCACUAACAGCUGAAAUCCCAAGUGAAUCUACCUUGGAAACAUCCUCUUCCCAAAGCCCUUCUAUCACCAUUGACAAAUCAGAUUCACAAUCAACCAUUAAAGCAGGCAACCAUAGCAUGACACCGAGAAACAGUGCUUUUGAAGAUAUGACCUUGAGUAAAGAUGAUGAAAUACGGCCAUCAACAAACAAAAACUCGUCAACUUCAUCUACUCAUCCUAUAACACCAGCUAUAAGAACCUCUGUUGAUUUGUCUGCAGAAUCUAAUGAAAUAACAGAUCCUUCAGACCCACAAAUUAAACAUCAAAGAAAAAGAUCAAAAGUUUCAAGAGCUUGUGACGAAUGUCGAAGAAAAAAGAUUAGAUGUGAUGCCACUUUUAGCACUACCUCAAACUCAGUCAUUAAACCUUGCACAAGUUGUAUAAAAAACAAAGAAAAUUGUUCAUUCGAAAGAGUUCCCUUGAAAAGAGGACCAACAAAGGGGUAUACUAAAGAUGGCGCAUCUGAGCCGAGAGAUCGAUCAAAAUCAGCAACUAGAUCAAGAAGAUCAAGUAGCAUGGGCAACCAAACAUUAGCAUCACAUUCUCACCAUUUGCAACAGCAACAACAACAAGUGUCCCCUUCUUCUUCCAUAACCUUACCACCAUUGGUUUCUUUGACAAAUUCGGUCUCUUUCAGAAAUUAUUCAGCAUCUUCUACUGGCGGUGCUAGCCCAAAUACAGACUCUAAAGAAUCAAAUAAUCUCUCCCAACCAGCUUCCCCAAGAAGAAAUAGUGGGUUCGGUUCCAUUGGUGAGAGAAACCUACAAGCUAACAACUCCUCUGGAUCGACACAAUCAUCAUCUUCAAUCAAUAGUGCACCACAACCACAAGUUAACCCAAAUGGAACAAUUCCUCAAGGUUUAUUUUGGAAGGUCCCAUAUAGUCAAGGUCCAUUUGAUAGAAGAGGUUCAGUCGAUUCAGUAUCUUCCUCUUUAAGUGAAAGAUCUCCAAGGUUCUCAAGCACUUCCAGUACUGCUACUGGUGGUAACUUCAUUUUCGGACAAAGACCUGUUAGUUAUGAAUCAUCAGUUGUUUCAGAUUCAGAUGAUGAAAGAGGAUCCAACUAUUCUCCUAGAGCUUCAAUUGAUAUCAGAGCAAAUAGAAGUCGCUCUAACUCGGCAAAUUUACAAGUUCCAACAAGUCCUGCUUUAUCAAUUUCCUCUCUGAACAGUCUCAACCAAGGAUUCAACAAAAACUUAAAUAUUCAAAACUCCAAUAAUAACGGUGUGUUGGCUCAACAACAGCAACAACAACAGAAUCAAAUUAUUGAAUUAUAUUACCAGUUUAUCCAUCCAAGCUUCCCAAUUUUACCAUUGAACAAACAAUCUUUGGGAAAUCUUUUAUCAAUACCUCCUCCAAAUGCUUCUGAUCAUCAACUCAUUAAUGAAAUCCAUGAAAUCAACACACUGAUUGUUCAAUCAUUCUAUGCUUCUUUAGACAUAUUGAUUACAACAACUACAAGAGGUUCAAGAAGUCCAUCAAUUGUGUCAUUACCAAAUUCAAAUAUUAAUUCAAAUCCAGUGGAGCUUAUUAACCAGAUCUUUAACAACUUGAUGAAAAUCUUUCCAAUUUUCCAAACUAGAUUCAACUUGUAUUCUCAAAAUAUUGUUAUCUUAUUGGCUUCAACUUUAGUUUUAUCAAGCUAUGCUAUAACAUUACUAGGUUUUGAAUCGGAUGUUUAUGUUAGUUCGAGUAUAUCAAUUUUCAACAAGUUGAAAAUUUUCAGAUUGUUUUGGGACCCUUCGCAUUUGGUUACUAGUGAGAACUAUGAUGAUUAUAAUUCAAUCUUGAAAAGACUAUACAUUGAUCUUUAUAUCAUUGAUACUUUGCAAUCUUUAUCGUUUGGUACGCCAAAAUCCUUGAACCUAGAUUACGAGCCUUCAAUAGUUGACUCAUUGUUUCCAAAUUUUGCUAAUUUCAAUGGUGCUUCAGGUGUUGAUUUUGAUUUGACUAAAAAUAAUUUGAAAUUUGGAAUCAUCUUAUCUAAAAUAGGUUCAUCAAGAAAUUUUGCAAAUCCUAGAUUGAAUACUUUCCUAACUAAUGACUUGAAAAACAAAUAUAACUUCUUCAGCAAUACUCUUGUGAAAAAUUCCAAAAGUCAAGACCAAAUUUCCAUAAACUUUUUAGAAUCAUUACUUUCAAAAUUUGAACUUGUUGGAUUUUUAGAAGAGGUGAGUCAAAUUAUUCAAAAUGAUAAUAAGAUUGAUGAAGAAUUAGUUUACGACUUCCAAUUGAAGUCAUUGAGAAUUGUCAAAAAACAUCUUGAAGUACAAUCAACGCUUUUGAAAUCAAUAAAAAAUUACACCAACUCAAUCGAAACAAGUUCAAUUAUUUCACCCUUUCUACCUCUAGUUUUCAAACAAUCUGUCAAGGCAUUGAAUAUUCAAAAGAUUAUAAUCAAUUCACUGCAAAUUAAUAAAGACCUGAUUACAAGAUUAUCAAAACCUUUGAAUGAUUUGAUUAGUUUAAACAACUAUUUAAGUUUGUUGAAGCCUUUCAAGAAUGAUGAUUUCAAUAAUCACUUGAAAUUCUUGUUUGUUUCUGACCAUUUGAAAUAUUUGGAUUUCAAUAGUAAUGAACAAUCAAAAGAGUUUGAAAAGCUGAAUCACUGGAUUGGGUUAAUGAAAGAUUUGAAAGAGUUUAUCCAAAGGGAUGAUUAUGAUGGAUGGUUUUGA